AUGAAAUUGGAUUUAUACGACUCAUCAUCAUUGGUACUUAAUUAUUCAACAAUGUCACAGCCACAGUUCCAUCUUGAUUCAUCAUCGGUCAUCAAAACAGCGCCACCGGGUCGUCAACAGCAUGAUUUUUCACCUAAAAAUGAACCAAUUGAUUUAGCUCCACUCACUCAACCAAGUUUGCAAGAUUUGUCAAAAAUGCAACCCAUUGAACAAUACUAUUCCAUGCCCUCAUAUCCAAGAGUAUAUUCCGAAUAUGCUAUAGGAUUAGCACAUCCCGCAACACAAACUUCUAUAAUAACCGCACCAUCAACUGCUGGACCAUUGUAUUAUCCAACUGUAUUUCAAGGACCAACUCCACAGGAAUGGAACAGACCGAUGGUUGAUAAUUAUAACUAUCAGAGGACAAAUACUCUCCAAUAUUCACAAGAAGUACCACCACAGCAGCAGCAACAACAACAGCAAGAAAGAGUUUAUAAGAGUGUAGAAAUGCCGUCACCAGUGGAUUCUGGUAUUGGUGCUGAUUUAUCAAUGAUGGCUCAGACUAAAGAUGAUUUUUAUAAUGAUACCAAUGUACUUCAUACACUAAAUGAUCGGCCUGAAAGAACUUUAAGCCACCGUGAUUCACCAAUUAUUAUACCGAAAAUCGAAAAUAAUUUGGGCUUUCAAUAUGUACUUGAGGCACCAAUAUCAACUUCAGUUCGCAAAGAGGAUGAUAGAAUGACUUAUGUUAAUAAAGGUCAAUUCUAUACCGUAUCGCUUGACUACAUUCCUGACCCGUGCAAACCGCUAAAAAGCCCCACUGUCAAGAGUCAGUUAAUGAUAGUCUUUCGAGAAGACAAAAGUUUUGAAGAUGAAUUAAAAACCUGGCAAUUUUGGCAUUCUCGACAACAUUCGGCUAAACAACGAAUACUGGAAGUUGAUGCUAAAAAUAGCUCAGGAAUGAUAGGUCAAGUUGAAGAAAUUGCUCAUAAUGCUGUACAAUUUUAUUGGAAUCCUAGUGAACAGCAACAAUCGAGCGUUAAGAUCAGUAUCGCUGUACAAUGUCUUUCAACAGAUUUUAGUAAUCAGAAAGGGGUCAAAGGUCUUCCAUUGCACAUUCAAAUUGAUACGUACGAUGAGAAUGAUAACAGUGAUGUUCCUUUUCAUCGUGGCUAUUGUCAAAUUAAAGUUUUCUGCGAUAAGGGUGCAGAACGAAAAUUGCGCGACGAAGACAAAAGGGCACAAAAACGUAAAUUAGCAGGUAAAAGACUACUCGCUAGCUAUAUGUAUGUGUAUGUGUAUGCGUGCUUUUUGUCCAACGUCCAUCUUCUGCGUGUCAUUGUUAUAAAUACAAUAUGUCCAUUGUGUCAUGGAGCUAACCGGAAAAUGCUUCAUGAGACACGAAGAGAUGAAAAGCGAAGAAUUCAAGGUCGAAAAAAAUCCGAAGGUGAAUAUCACGAACCAUGCGAAAGAUCUGAAUUUUACCAUAUGAGUGAUCUCACUAAACGUGCCGCAUUAUUUAUCGCGCCUGAUGAAUACGAAUCGCGAUAUAUCGAUACUGGAUUAGCGUUCGAUCCUUUAUCUGAAUUGGAACCCGUCGCUAAAAGGCCACGUACAUCAGAAAGAGUAAUGCUGUACGUUCGUAAACGAGAGGAAUCUAUUUUUAUACCUUUACAUAUCGUUCCACCGUCAAUUUCUGGUCUAAUACAAGCAGUUGGUGAAAAAUUUGGUGUUGAAGGUGAAAAGAUAGCUGGUUUAUAUAAGCAAUGUAUGAAAGGUGUAACAGUUAAAUUAGAUGAUGAUAUGCUAAAACAUUAUUGUAACGAAGAUACAUUUAUUAUCGAAAUAGAACAAGCAAGUGACGAUCCAUCGUGUUGUACUGUGACACUUAUAGAACUUCCUUCUUCAUCGCAAAUUGCUCCACAACAACAACAACAACCUCCAUCAUCACAUUACACUCAAUCUUCAUAG
This is a messenger RNA of Dracunculus medinensis (Guinea worm), 1950 nucleotides long. The record is from the annotation of a GenBank genome assembly. Lineage: Eukaryota; Metazoa; Nematoda; Chromadorea; Rhabditida; Dracunculidae.